GACUUAGGUUUGGAAAAUACCAAAUACAUUGCCUGUGAUAGAAUACUUACCUUGUAACAGCCGUUCCCUCUCCUCUGGCUUACUAGAUAGAAGGGAAAUUAAACAUUCUAAUUACUGAGCUGGAAGAAUGAGUUGGAAGUCUAUGAUAAACCACAACUAUUUAUAUUUAAGAAAAGGCUGUUUGGUUGGAUCCAGUGCAGCUGUUCUAUUUACAGAAGGGAUUGUAAACCACCAGAGGAUUCCACAAGCUCAAGCGUAUUUUGCAAAUUCCUUAUACAGCAACCCAUGCCGUUUUUCUGUAACUGCAAGGAGAAUUGGGGGGGGGGGACACGGGACCACCUACCUUUUGCCUCCAUUUGUGAGUGUGUUCUGUGACCAGAACUGCACUCUCAGUUCUAACACAGUAACUUACUUGGAAGCAUCUGGAGGUGGCGGAAACAUAACUCAUCCUUUUGUUUAGACUUGAAUUCUGGGUAAAAAUAUUAGAAUGAGCAAAACAAAAAUAGAAUGUAAUUUGGAACACACACUGUGUUUCUAUAUCACAUGUUUAAUAAUGACAUAUUUGUGAAGAAUUUAACUGAAACAAGGUAACAUUUUGAAGCCUUGAAUUACAUACAGGCAUACAUGCAUGUAUACACAAAUGAACAGUGGCUUGUCCCCUUCCAUAGCCAGACUAGGAACCCCAGGUAAAUGCAAAGGGGACCUCAGUUUUUCUAAUGUAUUUUUUAAAAAAUGGUUUAUUGUGUCCGUUGUAGUCAAAUUGUAGAAAAGUCAUAUGUUUCAUUUUAAAAAGAAACAAAUACCUAAUAUGUUUUCUGCAAGUAGAUUGCUAGCACUAUAUGAAAGUCUGAAGUUCAUAAAUUGUUGGUGCUCACGAGAAAACAUUUGAUGUACAGCAUCUUUUCCUCAGCAUUUGGCAAGCAUAUGCAAAUAAACUGUCAUUAUUGUGACACACUAACUGAAAGAUGGAACUUGGGCAACAAUCAGAAUGAGUAAGAAGUCUCCACGUGCAGGAAACUUUUGCAGUAGUAGUCAAAUAAGUGAUUCGUCACCUGUACUGGCAUUGUACUUGUCAACAGGAACUGCAGUAAAUUUAUUCUGUAAUUUAUUGCAUUUUCAUCUAAGUGGUUUUAUGCCACUAUGUUGUUGGAAAAGCUGCAUAUUUUUAGGGAAGUUUAGGGUUAUGUUUAGGGAAGUUUUUAAUGUCUGAGAUUUUAAUGUAUUUUAAUGGAAGCUGCUCAGAGUGGCUGGGGAAACUCAGCCAGAUGGGCAGGGCACAAAUAAUAAUAAUAUAUUUAUUUAUUUAUCACUGUUGGUCUAGUGAGUUAGGGAAGGAAUAGCUAUUUAGUCAGUAGGCAGUAACUGUAAAAGGCCUGCAGUUUUCAUCCAUAUAUAGCUAACAUUAAUACAAGCUUUUAAUGCUCAUUCACCUGUUUUGUUUCUAAUUUGAGUAUAUUGUGAUAUGAUUUGUCUUUGAAGUUUUCAGUCUGUAUCUGAGUGCAACAGAUACUUGAUGGAUAUGAGUUACAUGUGCAUGUUGGCUUUAACGCAGCUGGAGUUGUAAAUUACAGACCGUCACAUAUUACUGACAAAUCUGUUGAUCAGCUCCUGAGCCUUUUGAAUAACCAGUGAAAUGCACCCCAACUCUCAGCAUUCAGUAUAAUCCCCUCCCCUCACCCUGAAUGUAUCUUGUGAAGGAAGGAUUUUCUUUUCCCAUGAAUAAUGUACCUCCAUGUGAACAAACGGUUUUAGUAUCAAGCAAGCAGAGUGCACCUGUGUUUGUGGUUGCUCAGGUGUGUUGCUAGGUUGUUAAUUUCCAUAAACUGUAGCCAUCCAGAACAUCAACACUAUUUUUGAACCUUCCUGCUUUGAGAGUGCAUGGUUUUAAAACUAGCUUCAUGGCAUUGCAACAGGGCUGUGACACUAGCAGCCAUGUAAAAAGCACAAUGUGCAGCAUCUCUUGCCACUUAGGAAGUUGGUAUGUAUCUUCUAGCUUCUGGCCAUGCAGUGAGCCCACUGUUGCCCCACUUGGAAAUCUGGGGAAGAACAGAGAUGAGGACUUACUGCUGUACUAGUCACUGAGGUAGUUACUCUGAGAAUGAACCAGAAUUUUAAUCAACUUUGAAUUUAACACUCAAGUAGGGGCAGGGCCGGAUUUAGGUUUGAUGAGGCCCUAAGCUACUGAAGGUAAUGGGGCCCUUUAUAUGUCCAGCUGUCCUUUGUCCACAGCAAAUUGUCGCUGUUUUUUGUGUUGGAUGUAUGCUAUAUGGUAAUUUAUGGACCUAAUGGGUAUCUAAAGCCAUUUGCACAUAACAAAAUAUGUAUUUUAUCAAAGUAAUUGUUGAACUUAUAUUUUGGAAAUGUACAUCCAGGGUUUUUUUCCCCUUUAAUUUUUUUUAGGCCCCCAAGAGAGUCCUAAGCCAGGGGUCAGCAAACUUUUUCAGCAGGGGGCUGGCCCACUGUUCCUCAGACCUUGCAGGGGGCUGAACUAUAUUUUUUUGAGGGGGGAAAUGAACGAAUUCCUAUGCCCCCAAAAUAACCCAGAGAUGCAUAUUACUAAUAAUAAUAAUAAUACCCCACCCAUCUGGCCGGGUUCCCCCAGCCACUCUGGGCGGCUUCCAACAAAACAUUAAAAUACAGAAAUCCAUCAAACAUUAAAAGCUUCCCUAAACAGGGCUGCCUUAAGAUGCCUUCUAAAGGUCUGGUAAUUGUUGUUCUCUUUGACCUUUGGCGGGAGGGCAUUCCACAGGGUGGGUGCCACUACCGAGAAGGCCCUCUGCCUGGUUCCCUGCAGCUUGGCUUCUCGUAGCGAGGGAACUGCCAGAAGGCCCUCAGCGCUGGACCUCAGUAUCCGGGUAGAACAAUGGGGGUGGAGACGCUCCUUCAGGUAUACUGGACCGAGGCCGUUUAGGGCUUUAAAGGUCAGCACCAACACUUUGAAUUGUGCUCGGAAACGUACUGGGAGCCAAUGUAGGUCUUUCAGGACCGGUGUUAUGUGGUCUCGGCGGCCACUCCCAGUCACCAGUCUAGCUGCCGCAUUCUGGAUUAAUUGUAGUUUCCGGGUCACCUUCAAAGGUAGCCCCACAUAGAGCCCCACAUUUUAAAUAAAAGCACACAUUCUACUCAUGUAAAAACACUCUGAUUCCUGGACCGUCUGCGGGCUGGAUUGAGAAGGUGAUUGGGCCGAAUCCAGCCCCCCGGCCUUAGUUUGCCUACCCAUGUCCUAAGCUAUAGCUUGUUUAGCUUAUACGUAAAUCUGGCACUGAGUAGGGGGUGUUCAAGAGAAGAAUCCUAAAACCAGGGAGGAGUUGCAUUUGAGGCAGAGACUGACUGGUGGUUGUGGUCCUUUAAGCUCUCUUUCAUAAUUUUAUUUUGCUACAUGCAGCUAGGUUCCUCCCAGGCUGCCUCCUGUCCACAUUCACGUCAAGCCUUUCCCUCCCAAGCAUUAACCUGCUACAAGGUUAUUAGUUGCUUGUUCCUACCCUUCUUAGCAGGUUUGGUAUGAUGUCUUGGAAGCAGUGUUUGUAUUCAUCAAGUAAACAAAAGGGAAACCUUCGUUUGUUAUGGAUACAAAUCUUGUGAUUUGCCUCCAUUCUUCACAUUCUAGUGCCAGCAUAAUUUAUGCUUGUUCCCGUAAUUUAUACUAGAUCAUUCCAAAGCCCCUUUACUUGUAGCAUUCGGUUAUUUUAAUAACAGAGUUACUUUUAAUUUCAGUUCUUUACAGCGGGGGUGGGGGUGGGGGACCUGUGCCGGAGGACCAAGUUGGACCUGCAAGACUGUUUACCCGAAACAAUGCCCACCUGUCCCACUCCUGAUGUCAUGUGAUGUCAGGCAUGGGGCAAAGAGAGUCAUGUCUCCAUAAAUAUCUGGUUGCCCUUGGAGAAUGCACUUUUGCAGCCAAUCCCUGCAAAAGGUAUAGUUGAAGUCACUGCCCUUCAACUCAUAGGGCAUGACUUCAAGCCUGCUGAUCAGCAUUGGUUCAAAACACCACACAGAGUGUUGUUUUUUGCAAGCAUGGUGACAUCACUGACAUAAGGCAGUUUUCUGGUGGGUAACUUUCCCCACCAAAUUCAGCCCACAAGGGGUAGGAGUUAAAAGAAUAUCCUGCUGGCCAGAUCAGGUUCUGUACUUCUGAUCUGCAGCAUGGGUGGCUAACCAGUGACCUUCCAGAUAUUGUCCAUCAUCUCUGACCACUGGCCAAGCUGGCUGGGACUAAUUGGAAUUGAAGUUCAAUACUUGAAAGGCUACAGGUUAGCCACCCCUGACUCACAGUAUUUUUAAAACAACAGAAUGAGAGUUUAAAGAAGAAAUAAUGUUUUGCAUGCUGUCUGUCUACGUGUAUGUGUGGUUGUGUGGUACCCUAUGGCCCUCUGGUUAUUGCUAGACUACAUGUCCCUGACCAUUAGCUUUGCUAGCUGGUGCUGAUAAAGUUGAACUAAAAAUAAAUAUGGAAGGCUGAAGAGUUCCUACCCUUGCAAUAUGGGAAACGUCACUUGUUUAAUCCUUCAUAACUGGUCUUCAGUAAACCAAAAGCACUCAACUCUCACAAAUCUUUUGACUGAGAACACCAUAGGGUUUGGCCCUACAAACACUGAAAAAAAGUAAAGUCCCACUGAAUUCACACACAAAAUUGUGAAUUCACGCACAAUUUUAUUGAGCACCCAAAGCCAUAUACUUGUUUUUACUCAAUAUUCUUGUGGGCUUCCAAUCAAAAUGAUUAAAUAAUACUUUGGUGCUCAAAUUAUAAAAUGGAUUGUUUCCUACUUCAUAGAACCUUAAAUUCUGUUGCCUUGCCUUUCCUGUUUUCAAGGUGCUGCAAAAUACUUCGGGUAAUGCCUUUGAAAAGAUUAUUUCUGUCUCUCUCCCCACCCCCCACCUCUUACUUUUUUCCAGUUGAAACUUCUUGGAGGACACUAUCAAUAGGCAAUACAACAUCAAUUCUGCAGGAUGGUCCUAUGAGCUUUACCCUGUUGGGUCCCUAUUUCUCAUAGCUGCAACUAGCCACUGUUUUAAAGACCUAGGAUUAGAAGCUUGCAGGCCCUAAAAGCUUGGCAGAUGUUCUGUGUGAAUUGCCUAGGAACAGCCACAAGGUACAAUCUCUCCAAAGCAGUGUUUGCAGAGCUAUUACUGAAACUCUUCUGGUGGCCAUUAACAAGUAGUCGCUAGUGAUACCUAUCUUGGAAUGGUUGACAAUAAAACUGGAAACUGCAGUAAAUGUGAACUUAAUGAAAAUACUGUUUGGACAGAGGAUAAAUUUACAACAUAUUAGAGUGAGUCCUGAGUUGAACCAGUUCCUUGCAGUUGUCUAAAUAUAGCACAGUUGGGUAUACCUUUGUCUGUACACUAUAAAAUUCUCUUUUCUCUCAAACCUUAACAGAGCGCAGUUCUAUUUGUUGCAACUAUUUAUGGGCUGCUUAUUCUUUCCAGCACCCAAUUUUAUGUAAUUUAUCUUUUCUUGUCCUUCUCUAUUUGGGGCCCUGCUCUGGUUACUCUCAGAAAUAUAAGCAACAGACUUAGUUUCUAUAACUGCCAGGAAGCUGGGUUUGGCUUUAGGGAAUGGUGGUGGAGAUUUACUAAUUUGUUCUGACCCUUCUUGUACCACCCCUCUUACUCUUCGUACUCUACUAGUCACUUUUAUAUUGCAAUGUCAUUGCAAAACAUUGAUUUCAGGAGGAUGGAAACUGCAAGUGUUCUGUGUAGAACAGAUGCUGUUGAACUGUCAAUCAACCUUGACCAUGCUAUCUGGGGCUGACAGGAGUUACAGACCAAAAUGCCUCUAAGACAACACAGUGUUUUACCCCUGUCCUAAAUCACAACUCUCGAACACAUAACCUUGAACUUAAAAGAAAAAUGCAAGAUUUCUUGGCAACCAAAAACAUCAAGUGUUAGGAAGCUCCCUUACACCGAGUCAGAAUAUUAAUACAGCUACCGUAGUUCAGCAUUUUUUCUACACUGACUGGCAACAGUUUUCAAGAAGAGGGCUCUCCUAGCCAUACCUGGAACAUUUUGCAGGCAGUGCAUGUGAUUUACCUCCAAGCCUACCCUGCUUUGAAAGAAAGCUGGAGGAUGCGGAACAAUUGAUUUUUAAAGAGUGUUUUGUCAAGUUAACAGUGUGAUCCUAUUCUUGUCUUGUUAGAGAUUGAGUUCAAUGGGACUUAAUCCAAAUAAGGAAAUACUGGAUACCAGGAUUGCAUUCCUAAAUAAAAUGUAGGAAGUACUAAGCCCCCAUUUUACGUUUGGCUUAAUAAAGCCAACCAGUAUUGGAUAGCUUGGAUUCUGGUGAGCUUUUACCAAUUCACAUCCUAGCCUUGUAUUUACAUCCAGUAUCCACUAAACUGGAAACAAUGACCUUUUUCUGGCCGUAGUAACUGAAGUAUGUUUUCUACCCGAGAUCAAAUGAUUUGACUCCAUUGGCAUUAAUAGCAUAAACACACAGGAAUAUUUUCCUGCAUGCAAACAGGACAUGGUUUUUAAACUGCAUGAGCUCCUUUUAGCUGCCUAAUGGUGGGGAGGAGCUCACAAUGUUUCUCCACUCUGUUUGUCAAACGCCUUCCUUAUCUUUCUGCGUCAAAGACCGGUUCAGGAACUGAUCACUGCCCAACCCAGGUGUUUUCCCCCUCCUCAAGCCAAUGAGUUCAUUGUGCCUGAAGCCUUCAUGCAUCUUCAGACACAUCUCUGCCAGAUGAAAAAGAAAAACCUAUAUUCACAAAGGGGAAAAGAACUCGGAAGCUACAGUGAUGCUGGCAAUCUCUCUCUAUGGCAAACAUUUCCCAGCGGUUUGAAAAGAACCCCCUGACCAGCAGAGCAGAGCCAAUGGAUUCUAGACACGGGAUCAUCACUUCUUGCUGCUGUUACUUGUACCAGUUUCUCAAAAGUAGUAUGUUUCCUCCCAGCCUGAUGUCGCCUCUUGUGGAUUGAUUGUAAGGUGCAUAGGCAAGGCAUAUGUUAAACCCUGUAGUUUCCACUGCUGCUUCUCAAAGAAGAUGCCGGAUACAUUGUGUACAGUGCUGCAUGCCUUCUUAAGCGUCUUCAUCCCAUCAUCCAACCUCUUGGUGAUCAUAGUCAUCUGCCAGCUGAGAAAGAAGAAACCAAGCAGAAACUAUGUCUUCAUCCUUAACUUGGCAGCUGCUGAUCUGCUGGUUGGUGUGAUGUGCAUUGGGGAAGCUUUGGAUGAUGCAACAGAUGCACUUUUUGACCAAAAUCUGUUUCUUUGUCUCUUGCGGAUCUGCAUGAGCAUCACUCCUUGCAUUGGGUCCAUUCUCACCUUGCUUUUGGUUUCUCUGGACAGGUACUUGGCAGUGAAGUUGCCUCUUCAUUACCCUACACUUAUGAGCAAGAAACCUAUAGUCUUCUCUCUUGUUGUCCUGUGGACGGUUUCCUUCUUGGUGGGACACAUGCCACUUAUUUUCUCACAACUUCGCCUGAGUGAACUCUCAGGUACCUGUGGGGUCCUGGCAGCAGCCAAGAGUGACUACCUGUACAUAAUCUGCUUUGGCAUCUAUAUCCCUGCCUUGCUGACCUUGGUCUGUUUACAUAUCUCGGUGGGAAGGAUUGCUUAUCUUCAUCAGAAGCAGAUCCAGCGUGUCUGCCUGCACCCAGAUACCCCUACUGCUCCUCUCCGCCAUUUCAAAGCUCUGAGGACAGUCCUCAUUAUGAUUAUCUGUUUUGUCCUCUUCUGGAGCCCUUAUUAUGUAACUGCCAUUGUGAAAGCUACUUGUACCUCCUGCAGCCUGAGCUCACAGCUGAAGGAUUUGUUAUUCAUUUUAGGAGAAGCCAAUUCUCUGAUAAAUCCUUUUAUCUAUUCACUAUACAGCAAGGAUAUAAGAACCCAGUUGGUCAAAAUGAUGAAGUGUAAGGGAAAGGGACAAAUAAAACCCCACAGGUCCAACAGGUUGGCAGCGACCCAUUUCAACAUCAUAAACCAAAGUGACUUACCCUGCGGAGGAGCCACAAGACGAAAUUCAUCUGGGGAUCAACCGCCUAAAUCUCUUCCCUUCAACAGUUUCAGAGGAGUACUCACCGUUUCUUGAUCCAAGGCGGAAGAGAGAAAACCCACCACAAAGCAGGUGGAAAGCUUAUUAUGCACUGAUCAUCAGUAAAAAAGGUAAUGCAGAAAAAAGUCCAAAUGCGCAACCAAGUUUUCUGAACUAAGGUUUGGGCUUCCUAUUCUAUCUAUUCCACUACUGGGCAGUUAACCAUAAUUUGGUGACGCAGAGAUCAACAGUGAGCUAAGAAAACAGUGAUGCAUACAUUUCCCCAUAGUGUUCUUUUUAAUAAUUGCCUUUUGGGAACAAGUGCGCAAAUAAUUUUACCCUAAGACAGAAUUUUGUUUGUGGUGUUAUCCAGUCUACCAUCUCUUUGUAAGAUAUAUGUUCCUUUUUGCCUGGUUAUCUGGUUCCACAUGUGGCCUAGGUAAACGAGCUAGAAGGGAAAAUGUGUUGGGUCUAGUUUGAGUACCAAUUUCUAUGCAGUUAAUUUAAUCCAAGCAUCAAUAAACAAUAAAAACCCAAAUCUCUCUCCAGCCUUUACGUUCUUCUCCCACCCUUAUUGCUGUAUUACAUUGUUAUUUAUUACAUUGUUAAACUUAACCCCCUCCCCUGCUCUUGGGAGGACAUCCCAUAUAGCUGUUGCUUCCAUUGACUUGCUGCCUGUUUUCUAAAAAGACGGAGAACAGAAAUUAGUGGCCAUUCAGCUGUUCAGGGAAACUUGACAGGCAUAGCCCAUAAGCAGUUGGUUUCUAGUAUUGUUACAUUCUUCAACUGCUUGUGAAAGGCCACCGUACAAAGUAAUAUAUGAUGGGAA
This is a messenger RNA of Zootoca vivipara (common lizard), 8802 nucleotides long. The record is from RefSeq and is a predicted model, not a curated record. NCBI's taxonomy places the organism in Eukaryota, Metazoa, Chordata, Lepidosauria, Squamata, Lacertidae.